This is a messenger RNA of Baudoinia panamericana UAMH 10762, 1347 nucleotides long. RefSeq lists its product as uncharacterized. The record is from RefSeq and is a predicted model, not a curated record. Bases 139 to 1005 code for a protein of 288 amino acids. NCBI's taxonomy places the organism in Eukaryota, Fungi, Ascomycota, Dothideomycetes, Mycosphaerellales, Teratosphaeriaceae. The transcript has a single exon.
UUUCUGCAGAGUUGCGGUGGCAGUACUUGCUUAUCUCUCCGACAGCGCGGCCCUCGAAGCUGGCGCAAGCAGGAGACUUCUUUCCCUCUUUUGUUCCUGCACCACCUGAGGUCUGAGAGCUCGGUGUUUCGAUACGAAAUGCACGUAGUCACAUUCACAACCCUUGUGCUGCACACGCUCACUCUGCGCAAUCUUGUCGCUUGCGCUCUCUUCGAAGACCUGAGAACAGCAGCGACCCGUGGCCCACUACCGUCAUACGAGCUUUCUGACUCUGACCAAGUAGCUCUACUGCCUUCACCAACCGUUCCAGCAAUACUGGAGCGUGACGCGACCACGCAAAGCGUAUGCGGCUAUUGGAGCACCAGUACUAUCGCUUGCGCGUAUUCAUCCACCUGUGUUGUCACCCAGUUAGCCGGUGGCACGCAGUUCGCAGGCUGUAUAUCAUCCUUGUUCACGGAGACGAUAUACACCUCGGGCCUGGACUAUUACUCAUGGGCCUACAGCAGCAUCUGCCCAACGAGUUACCAUUGCUGCCAGCCUGGAGCACCAUAUGCGAAGAUGGUUGUCUUCACCCAGGGCCCGAGUCCAACUUACCUCGCAUAUUGCGAUAUCACCUCAGGGACCCGAACAUUCAGCGCAUCCGCUAGGGCGAGCCUAUCGCAACUUGGCACCGGCGGCACAGCUUUCUCCACGGCCACUUCGACGUCCGUGAGCCUUACCACCAGCAUGAUGGGCGCCUCUACCACUGUGCCCGCGCCGUCACCGAUCGUGAGUUCCAACCCCACAGCAUUAAGCACAAGUACUGCCGCCAGCAGUUCCGCUGCAAGCGGCACCAUCUCUACACCGGUCUCAUCUACUACGGCGAGCACGGCUGCGACUACAUCGUCCGACAGUGAUAACAACCAGCUUUCUAAAGCGGAACAGAUUGGCAUCGGCGUCGGCGUACCUCUAGGUGUCGCCGUGAUCGGCCUGCUUGGAAAGCUGCUUCUUGCAAAAAGGAAAUGAACGGCGUUGACCUUGAUAUACCGUGAGACCUUGAAACACAGUCAUCACUCUCGGCCCAUUGCGUAAGGCUGGAAGCGUCUCCAUCAUGACUGAGGUCAAAGUCGAAGCGAUAAUGCCCACGCCUCUGUCUGGUAAGAAGAACCUCUUGGGCGGUGACUCAAGCACUCUCGCAGACGCACCCGAGGAAGGUAGCACAGUCCAACAGAUGCUUGACCGUGCACAAAACCAUAACAGACGUGGCACUACAGUUGCUGAUCCGGCGACUGACAAUCCUCUCAGGACAAGUCAGUUGUCUGACAUACACUUUGCGAAGUGGAAAGAAGCUUCAAGCUGUGGGAUUUU